Messenger RNA from Neoarius graeffei (lesser salmon catfish), 1793 nucleotides. It is a transcript of the gene reps2, whose product is annotated as RALBP1 associated Eps domain containing 2. NCBI's taxonomy places the organism in Eukaryota, Metazoa, Chordata, Actinopteri, Siluriformes, Ariidae. Gene Ontology annotation, cellular component: plasma membrane; cytoplasm. The record is from RefSeq and is a predicted model, not a curated record. Gene Ontology annotation, biological process: endosomal transport; endocytosis. Gene Ontology annotation, molecular function: protein binding; calcium ion binding. Bases 496 to 1674 code for a protein of 392 amino acids. The transcript is spliced from 15 exons.
GUGUGAAUGUGAGUGUGAAUGGUUGUCUGUGUCUAUGUGUCAGCCCUGUGAUGACCUGGCGACUUGUCCAGGGUGUACCCCGCCUUUCGCCCGUAGUCAGCUGGGAUAGGCUCCAGCUUGCCUGCGACCCUGUAGAACAGGAUAAAGCGGCUAGAGAUGAUGAGAUGAGGUACAUAAGCCACGCCUCCUUCACGGCCUAUGUGUGUGUGUGUGUAGGUUCGGUUCGGUUCGGUUCACGCACUGCAGAGGCCGCGCCUCUGUUCUCUCCUCUGUUCUUCCUUGGCCGUGAUCGGGGCACAGUAUCUAACACACACACACACUGCAGAUCGGCGUGAGUGCGCGCGGAAGGUGGGCGGGGUUUGAGAAACAGAGGGCUCCCGUUUCCUGCUCUCUCUCUCUCUCUCGGUGUGUAUACUCGGUGACAGGCGGUCAGAUAACAGAGGUGUGUGUGGUGCAGCGGCAGGAGCGUCCUGUGUGAGUGAAGAGCAUGAGGAGAUGGAUGUGGAUCAGUGUGAUUAUUCCGAUGAUCCGUGGGUGAUCACGGCAGAGCAGUUGGAUUAUUACACACAUCAGUUCCUCAGUCUUCAGCGUGACUUGACCGGCCUCAUCCUGGGCCCUGAUGCAAAAAACUUCUUCACAAAGUCGAAGCUGCCCAUCCCUGAGCUCUCUCAUAUAUGGGAGCUGAGUGAUGUGGAUCGGGAUGGAGCCCUCACCUUUCCCGAAUUCUGCACGGCGUUUCACCUGGUAGUGGCACGGAAAAACGGUUAUGCACUCCCUGAUCACUUGCCGCACACGCUCCUCUCAGCUUUCAGACCUCCACCUCAGGACUUGCAGCCUUUCAUCUUGUUUGAGGAUGCAGAAACACUCAGGCAAAAGGAAAAGGGCAUUAUCACCCAACAGGACGUCAGAGAGGAAACACAUAAGCAAGAAUUCAGUCAGGAGAGAGCAGAUCAAAACCAGCCGAUACAGCAAAACAUCUGUUUAAAACUAGAUCCUCCUAAUGCAUUGGAUGUUAAUGCAAAAUCAAGAACAAGGCCCAGGUCUUACUCCAGUACCUCUAUAGACGAUGCUAUGAAGAAAUCAGAAGAGCCUCCGACUCCUCCACCACGUCCUCAGAAAACACACUCUCGUGCUUCAUCACUGGAUCUAAAUAAACUCCUGCAGCAGGGUGGAACAAGCGGAUGGCUUCCUCCUCCUCCUGCGCUUCCACCUCGAACUCUGACCUCACAGACGCCUCAUUUCCUCCCCGGGGUGGACCAAAACUCCCAGCAUGCCAUGCAGCAGCCUUAUUUUGCAGACUUUAACAAGUGCAGGGUUCAAGAGGAUUCCAUGGUGCUCUCCCAAAGCCACACCCCUCAGAAACCCACACGCAGAAAAGUCCACUCGGAAUGCCAGAACACCAAUCAUGGAAUGGGCGUGGUCUAUCCAAACCCCGCCUCUUCAUCAGUGCCCAAGCUGGGUCAAAGGAAUUUGUGUGUGUGUGUGUGUGUGCACACGUGCGUGUGUUGCAGGCAGAAGAGAGAGAUUCAGACGGCCAUCAGGAAGAAUAAAGAAGCAAAUGCAGUGCUGAAACGCCUCAACAGUGAACUGCAACAACAGCUAAAGGAGAUUCAUCUACAGAGGGUUACUUUAGAGUCUCAGCUGGACCUGCUGCGUCCAUCAGCCUCGACCUGACCACCUGAAACACACACACACACACACACACACACACACACACACACACACACACACACACACACACACACACAGAGAGUCUGGAACACAGAAUAAAUGCACACUGUGUAAGAGAAAAA